Drosophila elegans is the source of this 307-nucleotide messenger RNA. RefSeq lists its product as uncharacterized. The record is from RefSeq and is a predicted model, not a curated record. The transcript has a single exon. Bases 6 to 278 code for a protein of 90 amino acids. Lineage: Eukaryota; Metazoa; Arthropoda; Insecta; Diptera; Drosophilidae.
UAAAAAUGGUGGGUUCGAGGUAUAUCUUGCUGUUCCUAGCCGUGUUUUGUUUCCUUGAUGACGGUUCUGCGGUUACCUGCGAUGUGGCACCCACGGAUUCCUCCUGCAUCGACUGCCGAGUGUAUCCCACUCAUGUUGAGUGUCUUCAGAGACUUUGGGCCACAACCACUACUGCUGCCCCCUUUACCACGGCCACCACCAAGAGAUCCCGAAUCGGCAGAAUUCGUAACUUCUUUAGCACUUUCAUCACGCGGAUUAGAAGUAAAAAUUGGUUUUAAAUAACAAAUAAUAAAAACUUUUGUGAGAA